This is a messenger RNA of Austrofundulus limnaeus, 1710 nucleotides long. RefSeq names its product heparan sulfate glucosamine 3-O-sulfotransferase 5. NCBI's taxonomy places the organism in Eukaryota, Metazoa, Chordata, Actinopteri, Cyprinodontiformes, Rivulidae. The coding region runs from base 34 to 1059 and encodes 341 amino acids. The transcript has a single exon. Gene Ontology annotation, molecular function: [heparan sulfate]-glucosamine 3-sulfotransferase activity. The record is from RefSeq and is a predicted model, not a curated record.
AAAACAACUAGUUCUUCACACAGAGCCAAUGAGAUGUGUUGUACUCUAGUAAAUACUGUGUGUACUCUGACGCUGAUAAUGUGUUGUACUUUAGUAAAUAUUGUGUGUUUUCUUCUCUCCUUCAGAUUUCAGCCAGUUUGUCCCACUGAGAGCAGUUUUCAGCCCACUGAGCCGGAACUAAUCCCCCUCCGCAGUCUGCAGUUUAACCGUGGACUGCUUCAUGAACUCCGUAAGGGCAAUGCGACAAAAGAACAAAUCYGCCUACACAACCUGGUCCAGCAGCUGCCUCGGGCCAUCAUCAUUGGGGUGCGUAAAGGGGGCACCCGGGCUCUGCUGGAAAUGCUCAACCUGCAUCCGGCGGUGAUCAAGGCCUCACAGGAGAUCCACUUCUUUGACAAUGACAGAAACUACGCCCGGGGCAUCAACUGGUACAGAGAGAAAAUGCCCUUCUCCUUCCCCCAUCAGAUCACCAUUGAAAAGAGCCCCGCCUACUUCGUCACAGAGGAGGUUCCUGAACGCAUCUUCAAGAUGAACUCGUCCGUUAAGCUGCUGAUCAUCGUCCGAGAACCCACGACUCGAGCCAUAUCUGACUACACUCAGGUGCUGGAGGGGAAGGAGCGCAAAAACAAAACCUACCACAGGUUUGAAGACCUGGCCAUUGAUGCCAGCACAUGUGAGGUGAACACUAAAUAUAAAGCUGUUCAGACCAGCAUCUACACAAAACACCUGGAGCGCUGGCUGAACUAUUUUCCAGUGGAGCAGUUUCACAUUGUAGACGGAGAUCGCCUCAUCACAGACCCUCUGCCGGAGCUGCAGCUCGUCGAGCGCUUCCUAAACCUCCCGUCCAGAAUUAAUCAGUAUAACCUGUACUUCAACGCCACGCGGGGGUUCUACUGUCUCCGGUUUAAUCUGGUCUCCAACAAGUGCCUGGCAGGCAGCAAAGGCCGCACUCAUCCUGACGUGGACCAGUUAGCGACGAUGAAACUGCAAAAGUUCUUCCACCCCUUCAAUCAGAAGUUUUACCAGAUAAGUGGAAGAACAUUUAACUGGCCACGAUGACUUCUGAACUUCUCACUGACAGUUUUUAAUAUGGGGUUAUUUUUUGUUCUUCUGUUGGUUGGUUUUCAUCACUCACCACUCAAAGACAAAAACUUGGAGAUAAAGUUUUUUUUUUCAGAGUUUGUGUUUGUGUAUAUGUUCACCAACAAACUUCUGGACUUCAAGAUUGAUUUUACUGAAACUCGCAGCAUCAUUGGAUAUAAAUCUUUUUUUAACCCUUUGAAGCCAUGCUAUGCUACAGCUAACUGACCCUAAAACAACACGAAAAGGGCAGUUUGACCUGAAAUGUAAUGUGACUGUACCUGAGCCCAAUCCCAACAUUCUGACGCUCACCGAUGUUCGAGAUCCAUCUUUAAAAAGUUUCCAUUUAUUGUUUGUCUGUUAGCUAAAUAGAUUUUUUUCAAAACUUUCAGGAAUUAUUAAUUUUGUUUUUAAGAAAAAUAAAUCUCACUUUGAUUUAAUAUAUAUGAUUUAUUUGAAUGACAAUGUGACCAAAUCUAAAAACCUGAUAUAAGUGGGCUUUACAUGUGAUGUUUAGACUGAAAUAUUAGUUUCAAUGAAUGCACGUAGAUUUUUUUUGACAAUUUACCUUUUUGUCAAAGUUUUCCCUGUAAAAAAAUCCAACAAUGUCAUUAAAGAUGUACACUUUAA